Molecule: messenger RNA, 2934 nt
Organism: Ectocarpus sp. CCAP 1310/34
Lineage: Eukaryota; Phaeophyceae; Ectocarpales; Ectocarpaceae
Source: the annotation of a GenBank genome assembly
GUGAGUACCUCUGUGGUGAACAAACAGCAAAGUGUUGCGCGGGAAGCCUCGAUUUAGACAUCGAGCAAAUACUUCUGCGGCAGCGACAGGAGGGAAGACUGUAUCAACAGCGAAAGUCGACCGGGAACCGUAGUUCUAUCCACCGAUUUUCUAUCUAAGUGAGGAAAGGGCAUCAGGAGCGGGGUCGCGAAUUGGCCUACAACCGGAGUUCUGUUCACCAAUUCUCAAUCUAAGUGAGAAAAGGGUUUCAGAAGCGGGGUCACGAAUCGGCAACCGGCGUCCUCUAUAUCAAUAGAAGGAGCGGGGCUGGAAGAGUCUCAGAGACAGAUAGCUGCGUAAUACACCAACAAAAACAUUCACGACGAGAACAUCAGGAUAAAACCAGAAAUGGAAGCAACAUCGGGAACUGGAGGCGAAGGUAGCAUCUGGAGUGAUGGAUCCACAAACCUGGCCAACGUCAUCAGAGGACUCCCCAAGUUCGAUGGAACGAAACCAGAGGACGUCAACGACUGGAUGAAGAAAUUGGGUGUGGUCGUCGGCGUUUCUCGGAGGGACAUCAUGCCACUUCUCAAGGGAAUGCGCAGGCCUGAUCCCUCGGACACCACCUUCGCCGCAUACGAGAGAGCAAACGAAGACCUCUACGCAAUCCUAUUCUGCCUCGUCGAACUGCCGGCUGCACUAACCGUACACAAGCACGAAGACGACACCGGCCUUAGCGGCGACGGGCAGGCAGCAUUCGCGGAACUGAAGGCCAACUACAAUCGAGUGACAGAUGAAGUGAUCAGGGCUAAACUGGACGACCUGGAAAGGACGGUCAUGGAGCCAGGAGAGAACCCGGACGAUUUUUUCAACAAGAAACACCGCCUCCGCUCUCAACUAGAGAAAAUGGGGGAAACCAUCUCCGAUCGCCGCUUCAAGGACAUCUAUGUGCAAGGUUUCUCCGAGGACUUCAAGGACAUCAAGAUUAUGGUUUUCCGCGACCCAUCAUUCGACAAAAUGGGGGAAACCAUCUCCGAUCGCCGCUUCAAGGAUAUCUAUGUGCAAGGUUUCUCCGAGGACUUCAAGGACAUCAAGAUUAUGGUUUUCCGCGACCCAUCAUUCGACGUACAACAGAUGCAAGCCACCAUGCGCAACAUCUUCCUUGACGAGCAAAUGCGCAAGAGGACCUAUGGCCAAAUCGCUGGUCGCGGAUUCGCCAUGGCUACCAAGACAUCUGGCCCCAUCUGCCUCGAGUGCAACGAACCGGGACAUGUCAGGAGGAACUGUCCAUGGCGGGAGAGCCACAUGGCAAAGAAGACGAAGCCUGCGGGAGCAACCAAGUGGUGCUCCGUCCACAACACCACUACACACUCCGACGAAGAGUGUUACAGCCAAGGAGCCAAGCGACCAGAACGCACGGGCAAGGCUUUCUCCGCGUGUACACACUGCAUGCACUGCUCAACCCACAACUACCCGUCAAGCUACAAGGUCUCAUCGUGCCNAUGGCGGGAGAGCCACAUGGCAAAGAAGACGAAGCCUGCGGGAGCAACCAAGUGGUGCUCCGUCCAUAACACCACUACACACUCCGACGAAGAGUGUUACAGCCAAGGAGCCAAGCGACCAGAACGCACGGGCAAGGCUUUCUCCGCGUGUACACACUGCAUGCACUGCUCAACCCAAGAUCGACUUCUCUUAGGACGCUGCACCAUCAACUACGACAAAGAACAGCAACUACCCGUCAAGCUACAAGGUCUCAUCGUGCCAAGACUAGGCCGGAAUAUCUUCGCACCAACGGCCCUUGUCAAGAAGGGCCUCCGAGGUGUCCUGGAAGACAAGACCCCACACCUCACCACCGGCGGAGAAGUCGUCGUGCCUCUGAAACAAGAGACUCAAGACCAAGGCAUGUGCACCCUCGCCAUCACAUUCAAGGGCGAUCCAGCGUCGACAAGCAAGACACCCCCGAACAACCAAGAACCAGGGCGCAAGCCGAAGUUCGGAAAACCAGAAGCGGUACAGAUCGAUCACACUCCGCACGCGACAUGCUCAGUGGCGAUGAGCGUGAGCGCCGACCUCUGGCACCGGCGCCUCGGCCACAUCAAUCCAAGUGCGAUGAAAAUUUUGCGGCGCAACCCCGCUACAGGUGUGAAAUAUGACGGACCUGUAUCCCCGUGCGACAACUGCCAAAUCACGAAGCACAAGAAGGCUCCCGUCCCGAAGAAGACCAGCCGUGUCCUGACCAAACCAGGCCAACUCGUCCAGUUCGACAACAUGGGACCAAUCGACCCGCCUGCGAAGUACAACGGACGUAACUACUCCUACGUCGCCAAAGCGACCGACUUCUUUACCAGAAUGCGGGAAGUGGAGUCUGCGAUCAAGCUGGAAUUCGCCGCGACCAACACGCCCCAAGAAAUCGGAGUGUCAGAAAGGGAUGGCCAGACACUUGCGGCUGUGACUCGAGCUCUACUGCGCGAUGGAGACUUCCCAAAACACAUGUGGGGGGAGCUCAUGAUGACUGCAGCAUACCUGACCAACAGGACCCCACACGCGGCGCUAGGGGGAGCCACGCCGUAUUCCAAGAUGUACAACACAACCCCGGACCUUUCUCGACUUCGUGCCAUCGGCGCCCGCGCGUUCGUUCAUCACGAGCGAUACAAGAAGAAGCUAGACGAUCGGGCCUUUGAAGGCAAGCUCUGCGGUUACGGACCUGACAGCAAGACGUACCGGAUCGACGUGGAGGGCAAAGACAAGGUCUACGAGAGCCGGAACGUGACUUUCGUCGAGACUCCACCCAACACCAUCCCCCCUCAUUCAUGGAACGGCACCAUCAAUGACCGACUCAUCAACUUCGGCUGGCAGCGCACUCACUCUGACCCCUGUGUCUACAUCUUCGUAAGCGGGGACGAACUCACAAUCCUCGCGAUCUAAGUCGAUGACAUACUCAUCACGGGCGGAAAG